UCUCUCUCUCUCGCCACCCUUGCUCUCUCCCUUCUCCUCUCCCGUCUCCUCUUCCCUGGACCGUAACACGGAGCCGUGGCGAGGGCCUGCGAGCGCCGUCUGCAGCAGAGGACGCACACUCGACAGCGGCGGGUGGGGGGGAGGAAUAGCGGCAUCCGGCGGACUGCCCUUCCCAUCGUCCACCUCCACCGCUCUCCUCCUCUCUGUCCUCUGCCCGCACCCCCCUCCCCCCCCCCCCCGCUCCUCCCUCACCCCCUUUUCCUCCUACUUACGCCUCACCGUAGCCUUCUCCAUCUCCACGCCUCCUCUCCUCCGACCGGCUGGUUGUUUCGUUCUCCGGAUGGCUCGCUCCAGGCCUCUCCGCUAGGCCCUAGCAGCAUGGGCGCAGCCUGGGCGGGGAGAGAGAGCACGGAUCGGACCCUUCCCCUCAGGACGGGCGUGCCGGCGGGUCACCCUCCCUCGGCUUCAGAUGGGCGAGGACACUGAGAGCCCCAAAAUCAACCACACCUUCCUGCGAGACUACGUCACUGAAGCUGAUGUCAUCUCUACGGUGGAGUUCAACCACACAGGGGACCUGCUGGCCACGGGGGAUAAAGGUGGCCGAGUGGUCAUCUUCCAGAGAGAGACUGAGUCCAAAGGGGAAUUGGAGGAGGUGGGGGAGACGGGGGACUCUGGGGAGUACAAUGUCUACAGCACAUUCCAGAGCCACGAGCCGGACUUUGACUACCUGAAGAGUCUGGAGAUUGAAGAGAAGAUCAACAAGAUCAGAUGGCUGCCACAGCAGAACGCGGCACAUUUCCUCCUCUCCACCAAUGAUAAGACCAUUAAAUUGUGGAAGGUGAGUGAGAGAGACAAGAGACCGGAGGGAUACAACCUGAAAGAUGAGGGGGGGCGGCUCAAGGACAACUCCACCAUCACCUCCCUGCAGGUCCCGGUGCUGAAACCCACAGAUUUGAUGGUAGAGGUUCGUCCCAGGCGAGUGUUCUCCAACGGGCACACCUACCACGUCAACUCCAUCUCAGUCAACAGCGACGGGGAGACCUACCUGUCUGCUGACGAUCUCCGCAUCAACAUGUGGCACCUGGGCAUCACCGACCGCAGCUUCAACAUUGUGGACAUCAAACCAGCCAACAUGGAGGAUCUGACGGAGGUGAUAACGGCGGCGGAGUUCCACCCUCACCACUGCCACCUGUUUGUGUACAGCAGCAGCAAGGGCACCCUGCGCCUGUGCGACAUGAGAGCCUCUGCACUCUGUGACCGGCACGCCAAACUGUUUGAGGAACCCGAGGAUCCAGGGAGCCGGUCCUUCUUCUCGGAGAUCAUUUCCUCGGUGUCCGAUGUCAAGUUCAGCCACAGUGGGCGAUACCUGCUGACCAGAGACUACCUCACCGCCAAGGUGUGGGACCUGAACAUGGACAAGGGUCCAGUGGAGACGUACCAGGUCCAUGAAUACCUGAGGAGUAAGCUGUGUUCCCUCUAUGAAAACGACUGCAUCUUUGACAAGUUUGAGUGUGUUUGGAACAGCUCGGACAGCGUGAUCAUGACGGGGGCUUACAACAGCUUCUUCCGGAUGUUCGACAGGGAGACGGGCCGAGGCGUGACCCUGGAGGCUUGGCGGGAGAGCAGCAAGCCCCGGGCGGUGCUGCGGACCCGGCGCGUGUACAACGGCGGUAAGCGGCGCCGAGGGGACGUGGGCGUCGACAGCCUUGACUUCACCAAAAAGAUCCUUCACAUGGCCUGGCACCCGUCUGAGAACAUCAUUGCCAUAGCGGCCACCAACAACCUGUACAUCUUCCAGGAUCGCAUCAACCCGGAAACACAGUUACAGUGACAAAGAAAGGAGGAGCGGCACAAGUUUAUAUCUCGGCGUCGCCGUGAGAAGAUUUAGUCGAGGCCCAACAUACCGACAUCCGUCUGCGCCGAUAAAAGAUUGGAUCAAAGAUAAAAAUGGCUGUUAAUAUAUUGAAACCCCCACGGAGGAUGUGUAAUCGUUUGCUUUGCUCGACACCGAGACGAACCGAUGCCUCCUGCUCCCACCAGGGUGCGCUCUUCGGUCCCGCCUUUUGAAGAUGACGUGAUCCACCGUAGAAGAGGUGCGGGGACACCUCUCCAGUGGCAAUGACUCGCACAUGUUGCACUCCUCACUGGUACCUUUUUGGCAUAAAAAUGAAAGAUAGGUGUUUGGUAGCAAAGGACAAAGCCUGAAAGGUCCAAAAGACUCAGACGCCAGAUGGUGCAUCUAAAUCUAAGAAGUCUUUUUUUUCACUAGUGGUUGAACUCUCCCACAGAGCAGUGCUCCUGGAGAUUUCUUCUUUAAUUGCCCCGUAAUCUCUGCCCUAUUUACUUUGCAAUAAUAGCACCAAUGAAAACAUGGUGGAGCAGUAUUCUUGCUUUAAAACACACACUCUUCUUCUACAGGUAGACACUGUUUUUACUAUUUGCUGUAAAUAUUCUGUAUUUUCUCUUUUAAAGUUUUUAUUUUGAAAGGCAGAAACCAAUUUUGGUUCCAGAGAGCUGAAGGGUUGUGAGAGGGGUGCAGUGCAUAUCAGAAAGAUGGCGUUAUAUUUCACCUGAAGAAUCGAUCGUAACAAACUGGGAUAGUUAUUGCCAGCUGUGGUGAGGGAGGGGGGAGUUUGGCACAAACUCUGUUGAUAUAUAUAAGUCAUAUCCUGGUCUGAACUCCACGUACUGUACUUAUGGGGUAAAUCAUUGAAAAUAAGAGGGACAGUGUGUUAAGGUCUCUCAUACGUUUAAAUUGCGGCUGAUUGGUGAUCAAGUCAAAUACAGAGAAAUGUCUCAUUUCUGUAAAGCAGCAGUGUUCAUCCUGCAAUGCAUGAGCACAUGUUAAAGAAAUACGUCACAACCAAGAGAUGCCAAGUACAAAAACGAGGCCCCUAAUCCAGCCGAUGGAGAGAGUCGAUGAGUGAGUUUGUGUCGGGUGUAUUUGAAGGUCAGAGGUUAUCAUCGGUGCAAAAGCUCAUCAUGUACAUUGCUGACAUGUUUUUAUCACUCAAACAAAUAGUGAGUUUAUCAUAUCACAGGUUGUAAUGUAAUUACACUUCAUACCUCACUGUGCCACAUGUACAGCAGCAGUAAGGUUAAUGUUUGUGUUGGGCUGAAUUCUGUGACUUGGUCGAGAUUUGAUUGUUUACAGUGAAGUGCUUUGUUUUCAAGUGGCCUUGGCCCCAAUGGGAGAAUCGUGUUUUGGAUGUGAAACUGGAGGAAGUGGAGUGACGGAGACCGUCGGGUGGAUCGACAUCAGUUUCACUGAGUAAACCUUAGAAGGGACAGAUCAGCUCCCCCUAAAAGAAAUGGCUGUUUUAUUUAGUUUUGGGGACAUCUUUGUAGAUCACUGCAAAAGAUAUCCCCCAAAGUAGUCAAAGCACUCGGAAACAUUCAAAUCUUCUCUCCAUUUGAAUGUGUCCACAUGGCACGAGGUGACCCAAAAUAAGUACACAGCGUUUUCUCUUUCUGGAAAUCAUUUUAUUGUAGAUUAACUAUGGCCAAAAAAAGAAAUAGUUCCUGGAUAAAACUGGUCACAACCAGAUCUGUAUAUUAUUUUUAGUAACUCGCUCGUGAUUUCUAAAAAUAAGUUUUCGAAGAGUCGAAUUCCAAAUAGCCGGUUACAUUGAUACAGAAAUCUCUGCAGACGAUACCUCCAAAAUUAAAAUUAUAAUUUGGAUGAAUAGCACUAGAAGUAAGAGGGGAUGAACUGUUCCUUUAAGUCCCCAAGAGCAGAAGACAGUUGUUAAAAUGUAUGUUCCACUCUCUCUCCUCACUUUUCAUCACGGUUCACAGACAUUUACGUUACAGCCGGUGGGCCGGUGUCUAUAUGUUGCUUUUUCACCGUUCACCAUUGUUGUUGAAUGCAGACAUAGUUGUUUUCCACAGUGUCCGGCCACGUGUUGCCAGGGCUUAGAGCUCCAAUGGCGAGCUCUAGUUUAUCGCAUCAUAACCGCCACCACAGGCCACCAGCGAGGCGAUUCAUGUUCAGCAGCACAGCAGCAUGUUGCCAUUAUUCAAUGCUACUAGCGUGUGUAUCUAUCAUACUUUAAAAAAAAAGACAAAUCUAACAAUAUAAAAAACAUAACUCAAAUGAGGUGAAUGAAAAGAAUGUGUAUUAAUAAAAUAAUCUGAUAAAUGAAA
Gasterosteus aculeatus aculeatus (three-spined stickleback) is the source of this 4146-nucleotide messenger RNA. RefSeq names its product protein phosphatase 2, regulatory subunit B, gamma a (gene ppp2r2ca). Lineage: Eukaryota; Metazoa; Chordata; Actinopteri; Perciformes; Gasterosteidae. Gene Ontology annotation, molecular function: protein phosphatase regulator activity; protein binding. The record is from RefSeq and is a predicted model, not a curated record. Gene Ontology annotation, cellular component: protein phosphatase type 2A complex.